UCUCCCCGUUUCUAUUUUACUCUCUCGAACUUUGCACACACUCUCAAUUCUCAAUUCCAAAGCCAGAACAACUCUCUUAUAACCGUAUCCCCAAAAGCCACGACCUCGAACAACACCAGCUCCCAAGAACUACAAUAAUACAUUACAAAUACCAAAAGUAUGAGAAUUGAGAGUUACAUUUCGGGUUUCCAAUAUUGGCAGGUAUUUUGUUCUGUACGCGCGGGACAAGGAUCACGCUGCCAAAUAUAGAAAUUAAUCAAGAUUUGGCCCCUUCUUUGUGUCCUUCUCUUCUCUAUCACCCCCCAUGAACUUCACAUCUACUGUUAACCCUAAAGCUGGGUUAUUAUCCAACACACAACAAACUCGAUUUGUUCAUAAGAAAACAAUGGAAAUAUUUUACCAGGCCCACAUCGAUAGGGAGAUUGAAUCGCUAAUCGAAAGAAUACAUCCUCCCAGGGUCUGUAUAGACAAUGAUUCUUGCCGAGACUGCACUGUAGUGAAGGUUGAUAGUGCGAACAAGCAUGGGAUAUUAUUGGAGAUGGUCCAGGUGUUGACAGAUCUUGACCUCAUCAUUUCCAAAUCAUACAUUUCCUCUGAUGGUGGAUGGUUUAUGGACGUGUUCCACGUGACUGAUCAAGCUGGCAAGAAGCUCACAGACGAAAAACUCAUGCUCCACAUUCAGCAGGCUCUGUGCGCCACUAGAAGACAAGGAGAGAUUUUAAGGGACUCAGAAAUGUCCAGUUGCAAUGGACCACAGCCGCAACCAAACGUGUCAACGGUGAACACAGCCUUGGAGAUGACUGGGACGGACCGACCGGGCCUUCUAUCAGAGAUAUCAGCAAUGCUGGUGGACUUGGGCUGUAACGUCACCUCUGCAAUGGCCUGGACCCACAAUGACAUUGCGGCCUGCAUUAUCUACGUGGAAGACGCAUCCCAACCUGGGCCCAUCAGCGACCCAAUAAGGUUGGCCCACUUGGAGGAGAAGCUGGAGAACGUGGUGGAGGCCCAUGGUGGGACGGGAGAGAGGAAGUGCGUGAGGUUGACAACCUUCUCCGCCGGGCGCACCCAUACCGAACGGCGGCUCCACCAGCUGAUGUACGCGGACAGGGAUUACGAGAGCUGCCGUGCCUGUCACGGGGAUAGUAGCGGGGAGCACAAGAAGGGGUGUGAUGGGACCCACGUUUCUGUUGGUAGAUGCGAAGACAAAGGGUACUGGGAGGUUAACGUGAGGAGCAGGGACCGUCCUAAGCUACUCUUCGAUACGGUGUGCGUGCUAACGGACAUGCAGUAUGUCGUGUUUCACGCCGCCAUCAGGUCACAGAGACCAAUGGCUGAUCAGGAGUACUUCAUAAGGCACAGCAUGGGUAGUUCAACUCUGGACAGCGAAAGCGAGAGGCAAAAGUUCACCUUAUGCUUAAUUGCUGCUAUAGAGCGCAGAGUCUCGCAUGGAUUAAGGGUGGAUAUUCGCACUGAAAAUAGAGUAGGGCUGCUAUCGAGUGUGACGCGGGUCUUUCGUGAAAAUGGACUAUCCAUAUCAAGGGUUGAGAUUAGAACAGAGGGGGAGAAAGCAGUGGGAUCGUUCUUUGUUACAGAUUCUUCAGGUCGAGAAGUGAACCCAAAUAUAGCGGAGUUGGUGAGACGAGAGUCUGGUGGAUCCAUCGUUACUGAUCACAAGUCGCCCCAUAGGGUACCUCAAUCAUCACCCUCAUCGGUUAUACGUGAAACCAAGAGCAGUGUAGAGGCUAAGCCAAGAUUUUCUCUUGGAAGAAUGCUAUGGUCUCAUUUAGAGCGCUUUUCCGGUAAUUUUGGCCCCAUUAAUUAGAUCCUGAUAAGCUCCCGUCUCCGGAAAUGGUGUUCUAUUUCAAGGAAUGUCCCUACUAAAUUGCUGUAUACACAAAAAUGAGAAGGGGUAGAGUUGUUCUAACUUCUAUUUUGAUUGUCACUGUACAUAUUUUAUCAUUAAAAUCCCAGGCUAUUACACGAUGAGAAAUGAGAUUGACAGGCUAAUUUGUACUCUUUAAGUGGUAUGAGCAAUGAGCUUAGUAGGAUAUGGCUUUGAGUGUAUUGAGAUUGAGGAAUGGAUCUUCCUACAUGAGUUUUUAACAUGACAUGAUCAUGAAAAGAGAGAAAUACACACAUACAAUAAACAAGUGGAACUCUAAUAAAAUUUGUAAAACCCUAUUUAAUAUGU
Messenger RNA from Gastrolobium bilobum, 2191 nucleotides. RefSeq names its product ACT domain-containing protein ACR1-like. NCBI's taxonomy places the organism in Eukaryota, Viridiplantae, Streptophyta, Magnoliopsida, Fabales, Fabaceae. The coding region runs from base 305 to 1822 and encodes 505 amino acids. The record is from RefSeq and is a predicted model, not a curated record. The transcript has 8 exons.